Messenger RNA from Pecten maximus, 2807 nucleotides. RefSeq lists its product as uncharacterized. The coding region runs from base 32 to 964 and encodes 310 amino acids. The record is from RefSeq and is a predicted model, not a curated record. The transcript is spliced from 14 exons. Lineage: Eukaryota; Metazoa; Mollusca; Bivalvia; Pectinida; Pectinidae.
GUGUGAAGAAUUUGGUUUUGAUGGUAUAGGAAUGUUUGAGUCUGAGAGUGAGUCCAUUUUGGAAUUGCCUCUUGCUAAGAAAACUCCAAGAGGUUUGAAAUCACUUGCUAUUAAAUGCCGUGAGAAGUUGUCGAUUCUCCACAAUGCAACUUACCUCUGCCAAAAAGAAGAGACUCUGACCUCUUUGGUUGAUGUCCUCGACCAUGAAAUCAUUAAAGUAAAUAGUGGUUUAUACAUAAAUCAUGGACUAUGUGAAGAAACCCCAGCUAAGAAAUCUGAAGUGAAAUCAAAACCAGAAAAACGCCAGCCUAUUCACAAUAAGCUUAAACUUGUGAAAACAAGAAAAAGAAAGGAAAGAUCAGCAAAGAGAAAACCAGCCCCAGACACAUCUGAAACCAUUAUAAUUGAUGGAAUUGUUGCUUUGGACCAUCACAAAGAAUUUCAAGAGGGCAUUGCAGACAUGGUAUCUACAAUGUCAGCCAGUGAAUGGGAUGCAUUAGUACAAGAUGCUAAGUGCACAAGCACUUACCAGUUUGCAAUGGAUAUGGUGGCCAGAACUGCCUUAACUAUGCUAGACGAGAUUUGCCCGAAUGGUGAUCAUGUGGAUAUUUUACAUUCAUUGUCCCAUACACAUAGUCCAUCAGAGUUAAAUGCAGCCCAACAACUUAGACUUUCAUUAAUUCUUCUAGCUACUUAUGUCAAAGAAGGAAAAUAUCACUUGCAAAGGGAUUUUGCAAAAGAAGAAGCUGAGGCAAGCAAGGCAAUGAUGGAAUGUAUAGCUGCAAUGAAAUCAUUGGCUGAAACUAACUCUGCAUCAGCCAGUCAAAACUCUCAAGGAACUAAACGAAAAUCUGAAGAUGCUGAAUUUAUUGAGCAACCUUCUGCUGCAGCAAAGAAGAGCUUUCAUAUUGAUGAAAAGAAAUCCAAUGUCAAGACUGUUAAAGUUAAAGAAAAAGAGGACUAAGAAGCAUGUUUCAUGGAGUGACUAUACCAACGUUGCAACAGUUACAUCCACUGAUCAUGACAUUGACCAACAAAAAGCACAAAAUCAUGUUGACAGAAUAUGGGAUCAGCAUGAAGAGUCAAAUUAUAUACUAGCAAAAGUAUAAGGAUUCAACUUAACUGAUGUUGAUAUCAAAUCUUUGAAGAGGGGUCAUUGGCUGACAGAUCAGGUUAUGGAUGGUUACCUAGCCUGUUUGACACAAAAGGAAAUGGAUAAAGGGUUAAAGGUCAAACAUGAAGUUGUAUCGACAAUGACCAACAUGAUGGAUGAUAAACAUGUGCCAAAUAAGAAGUGCAGAGUCAUGGAGUAUGACUACGGUAUCAUUGGAGCUUAUCACCAGCGUGGAGGUCACUGAGAUAUAGUGAUUGUGGAACCAAAAAGAGGGGCAGUUUAUUUUUAUAAUCCGCUGGGGGAAACUGCAUUUCAACAGAGAAGAGCUAUCAAUAGUUGGAGGAAUUAUGUGAAUAGAAGCAUGGUUUUCAACACAUCAUGGCAUUUGGAAUCAAAGCCACAUGCUAAACAGUUAGAUAGCUGCAACUGUGGAGUAUACUGUUUAAUGUUUGCAGAAAGACAUCUUUCAGGAGAUUCAUUGCUUGACAUCUCUCUAAAAGAUGUUGAAGCAAAGAGAAGGGAGAUAGGAUGUACCUUUCUGCUUUAUGAAGUGUACCUGGAUGAACAAUGUCCUUGCUGUGGAUUUCAAACCAGCAAUGAAAACAAAUCAAAUCUUCUACAAUGCAGAAAUUGUGGAAGAUACUUCCACAAAAAGAACCAUUGUGUUGGAAUGAUGGCUUUGACAAAAGAAAGGACAUUCUUAUGUCACGAGUGUAAAAGUGGUGACAGGAAGAUUUGAAUAUUGGUGGAUCUUACUGUAUUAAUGCUUCCAUUAAAAUGUGAAAGCUGUGAGGCAAUCCAUUAAAACUAAAGCUGUGGGGCAAUCCAUUAAAACUAAAGCUGUGAGGCAAUCCAUUAAAACUAAAGCUGUGGGGCAAUCCAUUAAAACUAAAGCUGUGGGGCAAUCCAUUAAAACUAAAGCUGUGAGGCAAUCCAUUAAAACUAAAGCUGUGAGGCAAUCCAUUAAAACUAAAGCUGUGGGGCAACCCAUUAAAACUAAAGCUGUGGGGCAAUCCAUUAAAACUAAAGCUGUGGGGCAAUCCAUUAAAACUAAAGCUGUGAGGCAAUCCAUUAAAACUAAAGCUGUGAGGCAAUCCAUUAAAACUAAAGCUGUGGGGCAAUCCAUUAAAACUAAAGCUGUGGGGCAAUCCAUUAAAACUAAAGCUGUGAGGCAAUCCAUUAAAACUAAAGCUGUGGGGCAAUCCAUUAAAACUAAAGCUGUGGGGCAAUCCAUUAAAACUAAAGCUGUGAGGCAAUCCAUUAAAACUAAAGCUGUGAGGCAAUCCAUUAAAACUAAAGCUGUGAGGCAAUCCAUUAAAACUAAAGACAAUUUAAUAAUUAUUAAUACAUGUAAUAGAAUAUGUAUAUUGUUGAGAAAUUGAUUUAAAUUGAUAAACAAAAAUAAGUAUUUUGAGCUUAUGCUUAUCUUCAAAAUGUCAAGGGUUAUACACUUCUCAAUGUGCUGUUAGCGAUCAAUCAUUGGCUGAUAAUUUGAGAUGAUUAUAUGUAAAGUAGAGCGUUACAAAAACAAGUGUUGUGACUAUUGCCCAAAACUUCUUGACUGAGUACAUCAGGGCCUAGCACUUAAUUUUAUCAUAAUAAUAAGUAACAAAUUUUGGAUGUAGAUGUCACAUCAUACUUAACAUUUUAAGUGCUUACAUCACAAUGAAAAAUAAAAUUAUAUCAUGGCUAA